AUGUUUUGGACGGGCGUGAGAGGGGGCGGGCGAGCAUUGAGCUCUAGUUCCUCGAGUGUCGUCAGAGCGUUUGCAAACGUGGACACGGAGAAGCUGAGCGGAGCUUCGCCCCACACUGUCCGCAAUCUCGUAAACGGCAAAUGGUCGGGGACCCGUGAGACCUACGACGUGGUCGAUCCGUUGAACGGUGAAGUCUUCAUCAAAAGCCCAUGUACGAAAGGCGAUGAGCUCGAGCCGUUCAUUGCGUCACUGAAAGCGGUGCCGAAAAGCGGUCUGCAUAACCCACUGAAGAAUCCGGAGCGCUACGUCCUCUAUGGCCAGGUCCUUCAGAAGACUGCCGCCAUGUUGCACGACGAGAGAGUCUUUGACUUCUUUACGAGAUGUAUUAUGCGCACCUUUCCCAAGAGCUACGCACAGGCUGCCGGUGAAGUGCGUGUUGUGCGGGCCUUCUGCGAGAAUUUUUCCGGCGACGGGAUCCGAUUCGUCGCUAGGGGGUUCAGUGUGCCUGGCGACCAUCACGGCCAGAUAUCAAACGGCUUUAGGUGGCCAUUCGGUCCGGUUGCCGUGGUCAGCCCGUUCAACUUCCCUCUGGAGAUUCCGGUGAUGCAGUUCCUCGCUGCUGUCAUGAUGGGAAAUAAACCUUUUGUGAAGACAGAGGCUACUCAAGCGCUUCCUGUAGAACAACUCCUCAGACUCCUGCAUUACUGCGGGAUGCCAAUGCAAGAUGUCGACUUCCUAAACACGCGCGGGCCUAUUGUCUCCGAGCUGCUCACCAAGGCGCCAGUCCGUCUGCUUCAGUUCACGGGUAGAGUGGCGAGCAAACGUGAUGCCGGGUUUGCGGCUGCUGAAACAAAGGCUGGCAAGAAACAUGAGAGUAUGAGGUCUCUGCCUGGUGAAUGCGGUUUUUUCACAGGAGGAUCGGCGACAGCGGAGCACCUCAUUCGCCUCAUGAAAGGCCGCGUUAAAGUCGAAGACGCAGGCUUCGACUGGAAGAUCCUCGGACCAGAUGCGAAGCCUCAAGAUCUCGACUACGUCGCUUGGCAAUGCGACCAGGAUGCCUACGCGCUGUCAGGGCAGAAGUGUUCGGCGCAAUCUCUGCUAGCUGUCCAUACGUCCUGGAAGGAGCUCGGUUUGCUGGAAAAGCUCAGGAGCCUGGCAAGCAGACGGAGCUACGAGGAUCUCACUCUAAGCCCCGUUAUGUCGCAUUCCAAUGAAGGAAUCCAGAAACAUGUGGAUGCCCUUCUGAAGCUGCCAAACGCCUCACUUCUGUUUGGAGGAAAAGCCGUAAAGACAGCUCAGACUUCCUCCAUUCCGUGCAAGUAUGGGGCGUACGAACCGACUGCGGUGUUUGUUCCUCUUACGUCGAUGCUGCUGAGCCAAGAAAACUUGGACCUGGCGACAACAGAGCUCUUCGGACCUGUGCAAGUCGUGACGGAGUGGCGAACGGGAGACGAAAAGGAUCUGCUCCGUCUGAUGGAAGGCAUGAAGCUCCACCUGACAGCUGCUGUCGUCGCGAGAGACGUCGAGUUCCAGAACCGAAUCCUCGCCAACACCGUCAACGGCACCACCUACGCAGGCAUCCGCGCGCGUACCACGGGCGCACCGCAGAAUCACUGGUUCGGACCGGCAGGCGAUCCUCUCGCUGCCGGAAUCGGAAGCCCUGAAGCUGUUCUUUGCACGUGGACAUGUCAUCGGGAAAUUGUUUUCGAUCACGGGCAGAUCCCGGAGUUUUGGACAACUCCGCCACCAUCCUAA
Messenger RNA from Neospora caninum, 1755 nucleotides. Its product is annotated as putative aldehyde dehydrogenase. Gene Ontology annotation, molecular function: aldehyde dehydrogenase (NAD+) activity. The coding region runs from base 1 to 1755 and encodes 584 amino acids. NCBI's taxonomy places the organism in Eukaryota, Apicomplexa, Conoidasida, Eucoccidiorida, Sarcocystidae. The record is from RefSeq and is a predicted model, not a curated record. The transcript is spliced from 9 exons.